This is a messenger RNA of Lactuca saligna, 684 nucleotides long. The record is from the annotation of a GenBank genome assembly. Lineage: Eukaryota; Viridiplantae; Streptophyta; Magnoliopsida; Asterales; Asteraceae.
AUGGAUGAGGUACUAGGGAAAACAACCAAGAGCAAGAGGAUCCAUAUGGUAGAAAGAAAAAACAGAAAAAGAAGUGUUGGUAAACCCAAAACGAAACAUCUUGAAGCCAGAGCUAUUGGACCUAACCGCUUUAAGUUCACCAGUUAUCGUGGAGUGACUAUGAGGAAGAUGAUUUCUAUCCUGAUAGAUAGUUGGGAUUCAGUGGAUCAAUGUGACAAAGAUCAAUUGUGGUUAAACAUAAAGAAUUAUUGGCAUAUACGAGAUGAUGAUCAUAAAGCACAAGUACUUAGAGAUUGCAACACGCAUUGGAAGGCCUACAAGUCGGAGCUUCUUAAGUUGUGGGACAAUGGUGUCAAUCCAGUAAAAAAAUACCCGCACCUUAACAAAGCAAUGUGGAAAAAUUUCCUUGUUCUAAAAUCCACGGAAGAAUUUGAGAACAUUUGGAAGGACAAAAAACCAUUUUCUAGUAAGGAAUUGGAGGAACGUGUUAAAAUAUGGAUGAAAACUUUUGGUGAUAAAGUGAAGCCUUUUUGUAAGGCAUACAAUGAAUCAACCACAAAGGGGAAAGAGAGGUUAGAGGUGACAAAGGGGAAAGAGAGCUUUGCAGAAAUUGAAAAGUUUGUUUCAGUUGGAAUGGUGAUCCAUGUGUUCCACUACAUCCAUGGACUGGAAUUGGCUGUUUAA